This is a messenger RNA of Ahaetulla prasina, 5480 nucleotides long. RefSeq names its product storkhead box 1 (gene STOX1). Lineage: Eukaryota; Metazoa; Chordata; Lepidosauria; Squamata; Colubridae. Gene Ontology annotation, biological process: positive regulation of transcription by RNA polymerase II. The coding region runs from base 2782 to 5328 and encodes 848 amino acids. The record is from RefSeq and is a predicted model, not a curated record. Gene Ontology annotation, cellular component: cytoplasm; nucleus. Gene Ontology annotation, molecular function: RNA polymerase II transcription regulatory region sequence-specific DNA binding; DNA-binding transcription activator activity, RNA polymerase II-specific. The transcript has 4 exons.
UUUUAUUUCACUAGAUUGCUUUUGAAAAAUCUUCAGGUGUAGAGUUUGAGGAUACAAUGGCAGGAAGAAGCGUAUUUUGAAAUGUGUAGAAGAGGCAGCAUACCCUUGUACAGCUGGAAUUUUGAUAUUUUCUGCCUGAAUUGAUUAUCUGGAGGAAAAAAAUGAUGAAAAAAAGGUUUUACAAAGGAUGCUACUUUCUGAUUGGUGCUCUGUGAUAAAAUUGUAAUCAGGUACCGAUCAAUUCUGGCUCUUUUUGGAAGAGCCAGAAUUUGGUCUUAAAUGUAACCAGUAUUUACCUUUGAUUAAAAAAAAAGUGACAUUGAAUUCCCACAUAAGACAGAUCUGUUGAUCAGAACACUGAAGACCUGAGUUAUGCCACAUUUUAAUUUGAAUAAAAAACAGAAAUGUAAUAUCUGCUCAGUCAAGGCACUGCUAAACCCAGCAAAGCUCAAAUUUCAGGGAGUAGAACAAAACCUCUCUUUAUGUGGGUAAAGUGUGUCUAGAGACGUUUUUGUCCACUGUGUAUUUUUUAAUCUGAUCCCUGUAAUGAAAAUGACUUUCCCACAUUUGAGUUUCACUCUAUGCCCCAAAAAUGUGUUACCCUGUUUUGUGUAGGCAAACAAUUAGCUGGGUUGUAUAAAUGGAUAAAAUUAUUUGUGCCUCAAUAAUACAUUAAUUUUUGGCAAGUUACCUAGGACUGCUUCUGUAAAUAAAUCUUCUCCUCCCCUCCUUCCUCCUCCCCUAUUUUAACAAUCAGCAGGGAUUGGAUUUGGUUUCCGUCAUGAAUGACAGGUUCGCUCUUUCUCAAGGCCAAAAAAAAUAUUCUUGGUAAAGUUUAAAGAUAAGUUACAAGAAGUUGUGUUUCAUUUCUUCCUAAGAUGAUGAUAAGCAGUAUAUAUUUAGCGCCACUUCUUCCUAUAUAAUUUUUUGAUGCUAGAUUAUUCAAGCAUGUAGGACUGUUGAAGUGGGGAAGGGAUGCUAACUGAAAUUUGUACAAAAAGAAAACUGGCUGAUUUCUUUUUUACGAGUAUUGGAAAUUUUUUUGAAGGAGCAUCUUUUCAUUCCUCCGAAAAGAAAUCAUGUGGAGUUUGCUUAUGUGGUGUCAGUUAGUAAGAACUGGAGAAUCGGUAGGAAAACUUCAGAUUUGCAAAGUCGACAUGAAUCCAUGAAAUAGUGGAUAUUGUUCACGAAGCUCUCGGUUUCCGUGAUGCAUUCUGAAAUGUUCCGGCUAAUCCAUUUCCUCCCCCUUGAUCCCUGUUGUUAUUUGUCUGCUGAGAAAAGGAUUGGAUUUAGUAACAUUUUGGAAUUUUGUUUUGUAAAUAAUGAUUGAAGGACCUGAUAUGACUUCUGUCCAGUGAUAGAGGCUGGGCAAAGAAGGGCUUUGAAGCAGACAAAAUGGUUCUGCCUCUGUUAAGAUGCCAGGCCUUUGGGUCAGUUUCCACUAUGCCCCAUAACAACAUCAGAUAAAUACUAAUCAUGAAAUGAUUUGACACCGUUCUUCUGCAGUGACUAGAGCAGGGGUCUCCAACCUUGGCAACUUUUAAGACUUUUAUUUUAUUUUAUUUUAUUUAUUUUGUCACACAGUAUAUAUAAGCAUAAGCAUGUAAUAACUAUACAAUAUAUAAGCAUAUAUAUAAGUAUGAGUAUGUAAUAACUAUAUUAAUUGGACAUAACGAAAGGAAACAAUAGGACAGAAACGGUAGGCAUGCUUGUGCUCUUAUGCACGCCCCUUACAGACCUCUUAGGAAUGGGGUGAGGUCAAUAGUAGACAGUUUUUGGUUGAAGCUUUGGGGAUUUUGGGAAGAGACCACAGAGUCAGGUAGUUUAUUCCAAGCAUUAACAACUCUGUUACUGAAGUCAUAUUUUCUGCAAUCAAGAUUGGAGCGGUUAACAUUAAGGUUAAAUCUAUUGUGUGCUCGUGUAUUGUUGUAAUUGAAGCUGAAGUAGUCUUUGACAGGAAGGACAUUGUAAUAGAUGAUUUUAUGAGUUAAAGUCAGGUCAUGUUGAAGGCGGCGUAGUUCUAAAUUUUCUAAGCCCAGGAUUUCAAGUCUGGUGGCAUAAGGUAUUUUGUUGUAUUCAGAGGAGUGGAGAAUUCUUCUUGUAAAAUAUUUCUGGACACGUUCAAUUGUAUUGAUGUCAGAAAUGUGGUAUGGGUUCCAGACAGUCGAGCUGCAUUCAAGAAUUGGUCUAGCAAAUGUUUUAUAUGCUCUGGUUAGUAAUGUAGUGUUUUUGGAGAAGAAGCUACGCAAGAUUAGGUUUACAACUCUUAAAGCCUUUUUUGCGAUGCAGUUGCAGUGGGCUUUGGCACUUAGAUCAUUUGAUAUGAAAACUCCAAGAUCUUUAACAGGGUGGGGGUCAUCUAUGGGGGUUGAAGUCCAUAAGUCUUAAAGUUGCCAAGGUUGGAGACCCCUGGACUAGAGCACAACUAGUGUCGUCUCCUUAAUUGCUUUUCCUUUCUACAGAUAUUGGGCUGGAAUCAUAAUAUUAAGACUUGGUUUCUCGGACUAAUAAAGUUGCUGACUUCACCUCAGCAGAGAGAGCCAACUUUUAGUGCAGAGUGAAAACUGAAGGAAAUUGUAGAUGCUCCAUCACUGGAGGCUUUUUAAGAAGAGACUUGAGCAGGGAGUUGGGCUAGAAGACUUCCAAGGUCCCUUCUAUUACUGAUAUUUUGUUAUUUCCUAUGUAAGAAAUUUUUACAAUACAGCGCUGAGAAAACAAAUAAUACGGAAAGAAUAAAAAACAUCUGAGGUAUCCUUUCCAGGUGAUGUUUCUCCAGUGCAUAUGAAUCCAAUUUCCCAGUCUCAGUUUGUUCCCUUGGCAGAGGUCUUGUGCUAUGCUAUAUCUGAUAUGAAUGCAGCUCAUAUUACAGUUACACAGGAAGCUUUGCUGCAUCAGCUGGGAAAAUACUACCCAGGUAUUGCAACUCCAACCCAUGAUAUUCUCUACAGUACUCUUGGGAUGCUAAUUAAAGAGCGAAAGAUAUACCAUACUGGGGAAGGUUACUUCAUAGUAACCCCAAAUACCUAUUUUAUCUCUAAUAAUACUAUGAAGAGCAACAAGAGGGCCUUACUAGAAGACAAAUGCCUUCCCCAGCCUUCUUUCACAUACUUGGUAAGCAUGGAAGAUGCUACAGAGCCAACACCAGAUCCUUUGCCUGUUGUAUCACAUUGUAGAUCCUGUUACUGUUUCCUUGGACACAAUGAAGUGAAACCAACAAAAUGUCAGGAAUUAAUUAGCCAGGAGCCAAAUGGGAAAAGUCAAAAAGAUUCCUGUGAAUCUAGAUCUUCAGUUCCAAAACCAAGUACAGAGUCACUUGCUGAUGGAAUCGCCCACUCGGUACUUUCCUCAAAGGGAAAAGAUAAGGCUAAAAAGUUUAGCCUUAGCCUCUUUUGGCGCAACACUUCCAAGAAAGAAAAGGCUAAGAAAUCCCACUCUACAUUUUCUGCUCAAUUUCCUCCUGAGAAAUGGCCGGUCCGAGAUGAAGAUAAUUUGGAGAACAUUCCAAGGGAUGUUGAACAUGAAAUCAUCAAGCGCAUCAAUCCUGUAUUGACGGUUGACAACUUGACUAAACAUACAGCACUAAUGCGGAAAAUGGAAGAACAGAAGAAGUAUAUCAGCAAAGGAACCUCUACAGAAGUACUAACAACGAAGCACAAACAUAUUGCAAAAGCGCACAGUUGGAAAAAACAGAAUAAAGCCUCAAAGUAUCACAGGAAGGGGCAGCAUAUUAAAGAAAAACGAGGAAAAUAUAAAACCAGUGAAGUGGUACUGGCUGAUGACAAUUUGGCAAGCUCUGUUGAACAUCCAUUAUGUCGUCUCACAAGCGAAAUGAUGGUUUGCAACGGAGAGCUGUUUGAUGACGCAUUAGAUAGGGAGCCUCACUUUUUAUAUAAAAGGGAAAUCAAUAAUCCAUUUCAAGAUAUUCCAAACAGAAGGAACAAGUCAUCAAAAGGGUACAAAAGUCAGAAACAUUGUGAUAUAAACUCCAAGGCUGCUAAAUCAGAGAGAAAUCGUUCAUGGUCCCAGUCUUUAGAUUCCUCAAGAAUCAUGGACUGUAAAGCUGGAAAGUGUGAUGCUGAAGAUGACAAGAAGAAACACUCAGAUCACCAGCAAUGCCCAGCUUCACAAACCAAUGGCACACACACAUCCUUGGCAGAGAGAGCCACUUGUAAGUGCAAUCUCCAAAGAGGGACGAACUCCCAAAAUACAGUGGAGAUGCAAGAGGCUUUUAAUAUUUACCCUACAUUCAAAAAUGAAGACGAGAAAAAGUAUCCAGAAAAAUCUAUUCAGGCGCACUGUGAUAAAGCAAACACUUGCAAUUUACCAAGUCAGCAUUCAGAUUGCUAUCUUCCCACUGAUACAGGUAUCAUCUGCCAACUUAAAGAGCCUGAAGUUGUUGCCGCACACAGACAAAAGGGCUUUAGGAGUGAGAUACAUUCCAAGAACACAAGCCAAUGGCUCGAGUCUGUGAAUCCGCAGUACGAGGGAUUCAUUUAUGAUGAUCCAGUUCAAUAUCAAAAAGCGGAUAAUGAUGGUGCCCACAGUCCCCUGCAUAAUGACCUUGUCCCGGAAGAAGAAACUGAAUCAUCCAAAUUGAAAUCUUGCCAACUCCGAUGUAGAACGGAGUCAGAAAAAUGGAAUAACGUAAGAGAAGAUACGAGUACGAAAGUAUUGGGAAAAGAAAAGGCUGAACCUCUCUUUCGAAGCUACCCAAAUGAUACUGUUGAUGCAUACCAGCAUGAAGACAGUGGUUUUCUUAGUCAGAGUAAAUCAAAGGAUAGCUUAAAGGAACAUGAUAAAAUGAACUUGGAAGGAGAAACUUGUAUGUGCCAUCAAGUGUCUUCUAAAAACAGUGAAGAGAAAGAGGGUAUUUAUGAUCAAGGCCAGAGAACUGAUAAUACUGAUAGGCACGUUCUUGAAUUCAGUGCGAUGCAGGAAGCAAAGAACAGAACGUGGGAGAAGUCAGCAAACGAAGUAGCUAUGGAAACAGCUUCCUUGAUGUUGUCAUCCAAAGACUGGGGAAUUAAGACAAACCUUGUGGGAACACGGCAGUCAUUUGAUAACUCAGAGGAUGCUCCUCUAGAUCGGGGAAUCCAACAUGACCAAAACCACUUACAAGACACAGGAAACCAGAGUAUAACAGGAGAUAGUGGGAUAGAUUCUCCCAGAGCACGAAGUAUGGUAUCUGCUAAUUCUGCCAUCUUGUAUGGACUAAAGAAAAGCAGAAGCUUCUUCAAGAACUUGGAAGGUAUAGAGAAGACUUUACAUAGCAAAAAGUCUCUUACCUCAAACUCCUUACUUCAGUUGACACCAGUGAUGAAUGUUUAAUUUUUCCUCCUUUUUUAACCAAGUUUGUGAGCCUGUUUGUAAAUCUAUUAAUGUAUUUGCUGUAAGUGUCUUAAACGAACACAUGUAGGUAAGAUGUUGGCUAUUUCUUCCAUAAAAUGUAUGAAUACUUUGUAAUAAACAUUUUUACUGUU